Molecule: messenger RNA, 1198 nt
Organism: Solenopsis invicta (red fire ant)
Lineage: Eukaryota; Metazoa; Arthropoda; Insecta; Hymenoptera; Formicidae
Product: V-type proton ATPase subunit D
Exons: 2
Coding region: 87-800 (237 amino acids)
Cellular component (GO): proton-transporting V-type ATPase complex
Molecular function (GO): proton-transporting ATPase activity, rotational mechanism
Source: RefSeq, a predicted model, not a curated record
CAAUUGAAAAUCAAUCUUCUAGUAUAAAAAAAUUAAUAAAAUAAAACUGAUUAUUAUAACCAAUAAUUUCGAUACAAAAAACAAUCAUGGAGAUCGUAGACAGGCUGGCGGUUUUUCCGACGUCCAGUUCGUACAACAGCGUGAAAUGCCGUUUGAUCUGCGCCCGUAGAGGUCACGAUUUACUCACGAAACGGAUCGACGGUCUCUUAAACCGAUUUCGCGCGAUUGCGUCGCAAUUACUCAAGAGCAAAUCGCAACUCGGCCAAGUUAUGAGGGACGCGGCCUUCUCGCUGGUCGAAGUCAAUUACGCGACAGGUGGAGUAAACGAGCUGGUCCUGCAGGCGGUCAACAAGGCCAAAACCAAGAUUCAAUCCAGGCAGGAGAUGAUCGGUGGAAUUCGACUGUGGAUUUACGAGCCCUUCCGCAGUGGCGGCGAUCCCUUCAGGUUUGCCGGAUUGGCCAGAGGCGGUCAACAAGUGGCUAAAUUGAAGAUAAAUUACGAGAAGGCGAUCAAUCUACUGGUCGAAUUGGCAUCAUUGCAGCGCAACUUUCAGAUCCUCGACCGGGCAGUCAAGACGACGAGACGUCGCGUAAACGCUCUUCGGCACAUCAUUAUACCACGAUUAGAACGAACCCUCGCCUACAUCAUCACCGAGCUCGACGAGUACGAACGAGAGGAAUUCUAUCGCCUUAAGAAAAUACGGGAGCGGAAGACAAAGCAACGCGACAGGCGAUCCUCUUACGAUUUCACUCGGAACGCCAACGUGCUUGACGACACGGACGAGGACCUUCUCUUUUGACGCAAACGACUGUUCUUGAUUUUUCAGAAAAAUAAAAUCAAGGAAGAAAACGAAACAAAUUUUUUUUCUGUUUUCUUUCCCGAGAAAUGCAGAAAAACAGCUGAAGUAAUGAAGUACUAGUAUUUUUCUCUCUUUUAGAAAAAUAAAAUUGAUGGAAUAACCCGAUUUUUCCCAUUUCUUUUGAAAAAAUGCGGAUAACACUGUGACAAUGACAGCGGACUUUAUUGAUAAAUUAUUUAUUUCUUAUAGUUUUUAAAUGUGAGAAAGAAAUCUUAAAGCGAUUGACGUAGAGGGACAAAAAACCCAUACACAAUACAUUCCAACAAUGUUGCAAGAACUUUGCGACGCUGUAAUAUACUGUGCUGUAUGGAAAGUGAUAUUAUCUUAAAAGAAAAAAA